Messenger RNA from Emiliania huxleyi CCMP1516, 1068 nucleotides. RefSeq lists its product as hypothetical. NCBI's taxonomy places the organism in Eukaryota, Haptophyta, Isochrysidales, Noelaerhabdaceae. The record is from RefSeq and is a predicted model, not a curated record. The transcript is spliced from 2 exons. The coding region runs from base 1 to 1068 and encodes 355 amino acids.
AUGGCGGGCAUGUGGUCGAAUCAGUCAAUCAUCCCGACAUUUGAUUGUAAUUUUACCAAAAAAAUGCCAUUUUUUGACGACGAGGCGUCACAAGUCAUCAUGGUCGGCGCGACGGCGACUCAAAUGCCCAGAUCCUCUAACCACCCUGGCGCGCCCGUCGGCGUGCGCGAUAGUUCUCGGCAAGCGUCAUCGUCCACCCGAAGCAGCUCGCUCGUGCCGGAGCAGCUGACUCAGCUGACCAACGUCAUCGCGAAGCCCACCACCGCGGCCGUGGCGCAGCAAAUUCCCUUUCUCCCUUCGUUCGAUCAUGCUGGCUCUUUCUAUGCUGGCUCCAGCAUAGACCAGCCGUGGAGCGCCGAGGAGGACGCCCUCCUGCACAGCUUCGUCCAAACGCUCGGCCACCAGUGGAAGAAGAUCGCCGAGCUGCUGCCCGGCCGCUCGAAGAGCUCGACCAGAAACCGCUGGAUCCGCAUCGGCAAGGCGGCCUUUAAGGCGGCUGGCAGCGCUAGACCAAGCAGCCAGGGCUACCUGUGCCGCCGCUGCGGGCUUCCGAAGAAGGGCCACCACUGCGGAGUGCCGGCAGAGGAGCAGCCCGUGCUUCCGUCGAGCGCCCCUGUGCCGCUAGGCUUCGACCUGCCCAGGCGGAGGUCGGUGUCGGAUGCGGCGGCCUCGCUCGCUGCGGAGGCUCCACCGAGGAUUGUCCUCCCCGUCGUCAUGGCCCAGCCCCUCGGCGUUUAUAUGCCCGACUCGCCGCUGACCGGCGGGCCCUCGGUCGACUCGGUCGAGCGCAGCUUCCUGUCGGAGCUGCAGGCGUCGCUAGAGCCAGCGGAGCAGCCCGCCGCCGCGGCGUCACCCCUAUUCGCGGCGGGAGUGUGCCUUGCGGCGGCGGCUCCGGCCGCGGCACCCACGCAGCCUGCGGCGGAUCCGACAUCUGUGUAUCUAAGUCUCGACAUACUCGCAGAAGAGAGCGAGGCCGCGGCACAGGCUCUGGCGAGGCGAGUGCCGGUGGUAUGGGCAGAUAAGGCGGCCCCCGCGGCCGACGCGAGGAAGGGGCAGGGGCCUCUCUAG